Molecule: messenger RNA, 1374 nt
Organism: Panicum virgatum (switchgrass)
Lineage: Eukaryota; Viridiplantae; Streptophyta; Magnoliopsida; Poales; Poaceae
Product: pentatricopeptide repeat-containing protein At5g09450, mitochondrial-like
Exons: 2
Coding region: 71-1309 (412 amino acids)
Cellular component (GO): mitochondrion
Molecular function (GO): protein binding
Source: RefSeq, a predicted model, not a curated record
AUAGAGAACACAGGACAUUUCGCACGAACGGGGAAGAAAUCACACGCCGGCGCACUUCGGACCGCACGAGAUGGCGGCGGCGCUUCCCCGAGCCGCCGCCGCCCGCGCCAAGCGAUCCGGCUCCGGCCUCCCCCUCCGCCUUUCCGUCCUCGCGGUGCGCGGGCCCUUCUCAUCCGAGGCCGCGCCGACCCCUGCCCCCGCGGCCGCGGCUGGCGGCGAGGAGGACGGCGGCGACCUGCGCGGCCGCAUCUUCCGGCUGGGACUGGCGAAGCGGAGCGCGACGGCGGCGCUCGAGAAGUGGUCCGGCGAGGGCCGCGCCGCCCCCGCCGCGGAGCUCCGCCGCAUCGCGCGCGACCUCAGCCGCGUCCGCCGCUACAAGCACGCCCUCGAGGUAGCAGACUGGAUGAAGACACAUCAUGAGUCUGAUUUGUCUGGGAGUGACUAUGGAAUGCGCAUUGACUUGAUUACCAGAGUUUUUGGUGCCAAUGCGGCUGAAGAUUUCUUUGAGAAGCUUCCAUCUGAAGCCAAAUCGCUAGAAGCCUACACGGCACUUCUUCAUUCCUAUGCUCGAUCAAAGAUGACAGACAAAGCUGAAAGGCUGUUUGGGAGAAUGAAGGAUGCAAACCUGCCCAUGGAUGCCCUGGUUUAUAAUGAAAUGAUGACCUUGUACAUUUCUGUUCGGGAGCUUGAUAAAGUUCAGGUCAUUGCCGAAGAACUACAAAGGCAGAAUGUCUCCCCAGAUCUUUUCACUUACAAUCUCCGGAUCAGUGCAGCAGUUGCUUCCAUGGACCUCGAGGGCUUCAAAGGAAUUCUCGAUGAGAUGUCAAAGGAUCCAAACUCCAAAGAAGGAUGGACGGUGUACCGGAAGCUUGCCGCUAUUUACAUUGAUGCCAGCCAGCUUGUUGCCUCAGGAAAUUCACUGGUGGAAGCCGAGGCAAAGAUCAGCCAGAGUGAGUGGAUAACCUAUGAUUUCCUCGUCCUUCUACAUGCCGGCCUCGGCAACCUGGAGAGGAUAAAGGACAUAUGGAAGUCGAUGCUCAUGACUUCUCAUCGGAUGACGAGCCGGAACUACAUCUGCGUGAUCUCCUCGUACCUGCUGUGCGAGCGGGUGAAGGACGCGGGGGAGAUCGUCGACCAGUGGCAGCGGUCCAAGGCUCCGGAGUUCGACGUCUCCGCCUGCAACCGGCUGCUCGACGCGCUUCUGAACGCCGGCCUCACCGACACGGCGGAGAGGUUCAGGGAACUGAUGCUGCAGAAGAGUUGCAUACUGACGAGCAGGGCAACUGUAGCUGAGUGCAGUGAUUGUUGAUUUUCUUGGACUCGUGUUUGCUGUGCGAUGAAGGAAUAAUAAAAGAGUUGCAUACCGCCAAUCUA